CAAAAAACAAAACAAAUAACCUUAUGAUCGGUUGUAUAUAGUUAUGUAACUUAAAUUAAAAACUAUCAGUUUUGUGCUAAGCGCUUCACAAGCAUAAUUUCAUUCAAUGCUGUUAGGGAAGGUACUAUUAUUCUGGAGAUGGGGUGUGAAGAUAACUUUGUAAUGCCGCGAGAAACGUCUGGCUAAGCCCGGUUAUUAUCAGGCUCUCUUCCUUACCCCGCAUACGUGAGGAUUAAAUGAGACCCCAAGGUGAAGGCGCUUUACACACUAGCCAGCAUUUUACAGAACCCACGUGACAGGUUACUAAUUACACACCCCACAGCACCUGAUCCUCCGUGGAGACUCGGUAGGUGCCGGCUGUGGUCUAGUCGGUUCCUUGCAGUCUUCCGAUCCAAACUAAUCUCUGCGCGGCCUGGGGCCAAGACCACAAAUCUACGGAGGCGCAGCUCUGUCAGAGGCCGGGUACUGAGUCCUGAAAGAGGUCGCGAGAACAAUAGGUUACUUCAGGGCCCAGGCUUGGUGGAUGGGACUCAGGACGCCGGACCUGAGAAGUGGCGAGCGGGAGAUCCUGGGGGCCCCGUCUUCGGGCCAGAGGCGGUACACAGAGAAACUAGGCACCAGCCUUGGGCUCCCGGGUAGGAACCGGACUCUGGCCACCAACGCUGCGCCGGUCUCACGAGACGCGCCCUAGCCCCACCCACCACUUCAGGUCUUGAUAUUUUGGAAACUACAAGAAAAAAUAAGGUUAAGGAAAGGCUUUUUUUUUUUAGUGGACAUGGCUCAGAUAUCCAACAACAGUGGAUUUAAACAGUGUUCACCUUCUUCACAUCUGGAACCAACAAGAACAAAAGAUGUGGACAAAGAAGAAGCAUUGCAAAUGGAAGCAGAGGCUUUAGCAAAACUACAAAAGGAUAGACAAGCGACUGACAAUCAGAGGAGCUAUGAGUUGUCAAGCAGCACCAGACAAAGAGCUCAAGUUUUUAACAAACAGGAUUAUGAUCUCAUGAUGUUUCCUGAGUCAGAUUCCCCCAAAAGAACAGCGGACAUUGACAUAGAAAAGCUUACCCCAGCUGAACUUGAGAAACUAUUGCUGGAUGACAGUUUUGAGACUAGGAAAACACCUGUUUUGCCUGUUAGUCCUGUUCUGAGCCCUUCCUUUUCAGCACAAUUCUAUCUUAGGCCCACAAUUCAGAGAGGACAAUGGUCACCUGGAUUAUCUGGGCCUUCUGCUUAUACUUUACCUUCUAUUUAUCCUUCAACUUACAGUAAACAGGCUGCAUUCCAGAAUGGCUUCAAUCCAAGAAUGCCUCCUUUUCCAUCAACAGAGCCUAUAUAUUUAAGACUUCCAGGACAGUCUCCAUAUUUUUCAUAUCCUUUGACACCUGCUACACCGUUUCAUCCACAAGGAGGCUUACCAGUUUAUCGGCCAGUAGUUAAUCCUGACAUGGCAAAAUUAUUUGACAAAAUAGCUAGUACCUCAGAAUUUUUAAAAAAUGGGAGAGCAAGGACUGAUUUGGAAAUAACAAAUUCAAAAGCUACCGUCACCAGUCUACAGGCAUCUCCAAAGUCUGGGGAUAUCAGUAAAUUUGACUGGUUAGACUUGGAUCCUCUCAGUAAGCCUAAGGUAGACAAUGUGGAAGUGUUAGAUCAUGAAGAAGAAAAAAAAUUGCCUCAUUUGCUAGCUGAAGAUCCUUGGGAUGCUGUUCUUCUUGAAGAGAGAUCACCAUCAAGUCACCUGGAAAGAAAGGUGAAUGGAAAAUCCCUUUCUGGGGCAACUGUAACAAGAAGCCAAUCUUUAAAUAUUCGAACAACUCAGCUUACAAAAACACAGGGCCAAAUGACCCAGAAAGACCCAAAUGGGACCAAUAGUUUGCCAGCUGGAAGUUCUCUCCUACAAGAACUUGAAGUACAGAAUGAGGAGGUGGCAGCUUUUUGUCAAUCCAUUACAAAAUUGAAGACCAAAUUUCCAUAUACUGAUCACUGCACAAAUCCCGGCUACUUUUUAAGUCCAGUCACGGUGCAAAGAAACAUAUGUGGAGAAAACGCAAGUGUGAAGGUCUCCAUUGAGAUUGAAGGAUUUCAACUGCCAGUUACUUUUACUUGUGAUGUGAGUUCUACUGUAGAUAUCAUUAUAAUGCAAGCCCUUUGCUGGGUACAUGAUGAUUUGAAUCAAGUUGAUGUUGGCAGCUAUAUUCUGAAAGUCUGUGGUCAAGAGGAAGUUCUACAGAAUAGCCAUUGCCUUGGAAGUCAUGAGCAUAUUCAAAACUGUCGAAAAUGGGACACAGAGAUUAAAUUACAACUCUUGACCUUCAGUGCAAUGUGCCAGAAACUGGCCCGAACAGCAGAAGAUGAUGAAACACCUGUGGAUUUAAACAAGUACCUGUAUCAAAUAGAAAAACCUUACAAAGAAGUCAUGACAAGACACCCUGUUGAAGAAUUGUUAGAUUCUUAUCACAACCAAGUGGAACUAGCUCUUCAAAUAGAAAACCAGCACCGAGCCAUAGAUCAAGUAAUUAAAGCUGUAAGAAAGAUCUGUAGUGCUUUAGAUGGCGUAGAGACUCCUGCCAUUACAGAGUCAGUAAAGAAGCUAAAGCGAGCAGUUAAUCUUCCACGGAGUAAAAGUGCUAAUGUGACACCACUAUCUGGAGGAGGAGAUAAUAGCAAAUUCCCAAAUAGGGGUUCACUGAAUCAAGAAAAUCCUAUUCAGUUAUGCAUGACUCAGUUAACUGCGGCAAUUUAUGAUCUUCUCAGACUUCAUGCAAAUUCUAGUAAAAAUCCAGAAGACUGUGCCCCAAGUAGCAGAAGCAUCAAAGAAGCUUGGACUACAACAGAACAGCUGCAGUUUACUAUUUUUGCUGCACAUGGAAUUUCAAGUAACUGGGUAUCAAAUUAUGAAAAAUACUACUUGAUAUGUUCUCUGUCUCACAAUGGGAAGGAUCUUUUUAAACCUAUUCAAUCAAAGAAGGUUGGCACGUAUAAGAACUUCUUCUAUCUUAUUAAAUGGGAUGAACUAAUCAUUUUUCCCAUCCAGAUAUCACAGUUGCCAUUAGAAUCACUUCUUCAUCUUACUCUUUUUGGAGUUUUAAAUCAGAGCAGUGGAAGUUCACCUGAUUCUAAUAAGCAGAGAAAGGGGCCAGAAGCUUUGGGUAGAGUUUCUUUACCUCUUUUUGACUUUAAAAGGUUUUUAACAUGUGGAACUAAACUUCUAUACCUUUGGACAUCAUCACAUAUAAAUUCUAUUUCCGGAACGAGCCCCAAAAAAGGAUAUGUCAUGGAAAGAAUAGUGCUACAGGUUGAUUUUCCUUCUCCUACAUUUGAUAUUAUUUAUACAAAUCCUCAAGUUGACAGAAAUAUCACGCAACAACAUGACUUAGAGACACUGGAGCAUGAUAUAAAAGAGAAACUUCUUGAUAUUCUUCACAGAGAUUCAUCACUUGGACUUUCUAAAGAAGAUAAAGCCUUUUUGUGGGAGAAACGUUAUUAUUGCCUCAAACACCCAAAUUGCCUUCCUAAAAUACUAGCAAGUGCCCCAAACUGGAAAUGGGUUAAUCUUGCCAAAACUUACUCAUUACUUCACCAAUGGCCACCAUUGUGCCCACUGACUGCAUUGGAGCUUCUUGAUUCAAAAUUUGCUGAUCAGGAAGUGAGAUCCCUAGCUGUGGCUUGGAUUGAGGCCAUUAGUGACGAUGAGCUAACAGAUCUUCUUCCACAAUUUGUGCAAGCUUUGAAAUAUGAAAUUUACUUGAAUAGUUCAUUAGUGCACUUCCUUCUGUCGAGAGCACUGGGAAAUAUCCAGAUAGCACACAGUUUAUAUUGGCUUCUCAAAGAUGCCCUGCAUGACACGCAGUUUGGUGCCCGAUAUGAACAUGUGUUGGGUGCUCUCCUCUCAGUAGGCGGAAAAGGACUUAGGGAAGAACUGUCUAAGCAGAUGAAACUUGUACAGCUUUUAGGAGGAGUAGCAGAAAAAGUAAGGCAGGCCAGUGGAUCUGCCAGACAGGUUGUCCUCCAGAGGAGUAUGGAGCGAGUACAGUCGUUUUUUCAGAGAAAUAAAUGCCGGCUCCCUUUAAAACCAAGUCUGGUGGCAAAAGAGUUAAAUAUUAAGUCAUGUUCUUUCUUCAGUUCUAAUGCUGUACCUCUAAAAGUCACAAUGGUGAAUGCUGAUCCUAUGGGAGAAGAAAUUAAUGUGAUGUUUAAGGUUGGUGAAGAUCUUCGGCAAGAUAUGUUAGCUUUACAGAUGAUAAAGAUUAUGGAUAAGAUCUGGCUUAAAGAAGGACUGGAUCUGAGAAUGGUAAUUUUCAAAUGUCUCUCAACUGGCAGAGAUCGAGGCAUGGUGGAGUUAGUUCCUGCUUCAGACACCCUCAGGAAAAUUCAAGUGGAAUAUGGUGUGACAGGAUCCUUCAAAGAUAAGCCACUUGCAGAAUGGCUGAGGAAAUAUAACCCAUCCGAAGAAGAAUAUGAAAAGGCUUCCGAGAAUUUUAUUUAUUCUUGUGCUGGAUGCUGUGUAGCCACCUAUGUUUUAGGUAUCUGUGAUCGACACAAUGAUAAUAUAAUGCUUCGAAGCACAGGACACAUGUUUCACAUUGACUUUGGAAAGUUUUUGGGUCAUGCACAGAUGUUUGGCAGCUUUAAAAGGGAUAGAGCUCCUUUUGUGCUUACCUCUGAUAUGGCAUACGUCAUUAAUGGGGGUGAAAAGCCCACCAUCCGUUUUCAGUUGUUUGUGGAUCUCUGCUGUCAAGCCUACAACUUGAUAAGAAAACAAACGAACCUCUUUCUUAACCUUCUUUCACUGAUGAUUCCUUCAGGUUUACCAGAGCUAACAAGUAUUCAAGAUUUGAAAUAUGUUAGAGAUGCACUUCAACCCCAGACUACAGAUGCUGAAGCUACAAUUUUCUUCACUAGGCUGAUUGAGUCAAGUUUGGGAAGCAUUGCCACAAAGUUUAACUUCUUCAUUCACAACCUUGCUCAGCUGCGUUUUUCUGGUCUCCCUUCUAAUGAUGAAGCCAUUCUUUCAUUUUCACCCAAAACAUACUCCUUUAGACAAGAUGGUCGAAUCAAGGAAGUCUCUGUUUUUACAUACCAUAAGAAAUACAACCCAGAUAAACACUAUAUUUAUGUAGUCCGAAUUUUGAGGGAAGGGCAGUUUGAACCAUCAUUUGUGUUCCGAACAUUUGAUGAAUUUCAGGAACUUCACAAUAAGCUUGGUAUUAUCUUUCCACUUUGGAAGUUACCUGGCUUUCCUAAUAGGAUGGUUCUAGGAAGAACACACAUAAAAGAUGUAGCAGCCAAAAGGAAAAUUGAGCUAAACAGUUAUUUACAGAGUUUGAUGAAUGCCUCAACAGAUGUUGCAGAGUGUGAUCUUGUUUAUACUUUUUUCCACCCUUUACUUCGUGAUGAGAAAGCUGAAGGGAUAGCUAGGACUGCAGGUGUAGGUCCCUUUAGUCCCACACCAGGCCAAAUUGGAGGAGCAGUGAAGUUGUCUGUUUCUUACCGAAAUGGGACUCUCUUCAUUAUGAUCAUGCACAUUAAGGAUCUCGUUACUGAAGAUGGGGCUGACCCAAACCCCUAUGUUAAAACAUACUUACUCCCAGAUACUCAUAAAACAUCUAAACGUAAAACCAAAGUUUCGCGAAAAACUAGGAAUCCAACAUUUAAUGAAAUGCUUGUGUACAAUGGAUAUAGCAAAGAAACCCUGAGACAGAGAGAACUUCAACUAAGUGUCCUCAGCGCAGAAUCUCUCCGGGAGAAUUUUUUCUUGGGUGGGAUAACUCUGCCUUUGAAAGAUUUCAACUUGAGCAAAGAGACAGUUAAGUGGUAUCACCUGACUGCAGCUACGUACCUGUAAACGUGAAUUUCUGAGUUUUGGAAGCAAGAGGUUACAAAUGAGUGUGUACAUGAGUACAUACACUGAACUUUGUAUAUUUUUCUAUUUGGGUAGAAACUGUAAAGGUAAAUAUAUUUGUUGCAUUUGAGCACAUCUGUUGGACCAACAGUCACAUAACUACUUUUAUAAAUUUUGGGAAGCUCUUGGCUGUUUUAAAGUCAUUAUAUUGAAUGCUACAAACCCUAAACAAGUCCUAAGAAAUGACUUUUAGAUAGUACCAUCAGUUUGGCCAUUUAUUUUGCAUUGUUUCCUAUACAGAACAGCAUUCUUGUGUCCUGUUAUGCUCCUUUACAGCCUUUACCACUGCGUAUGUUCACAAGCACCAAAGUACAGGAAAGAUGCAGAAUGUUUCCACAAAAUACAGCUGCUAUUCACAGGGCUGAAAAGCAAAGCACAAAUAGUAGAUAGCUAUGUAAAGAACUACUAAAUAGUUUUAAAAAGGUAAGGAAAAAACUAUUGUUUUUUACUUAUUGUUAAAGCCCUUAUCAGAAUAAGUGCCAAUCACUGAAGUUGUAAAUAAUGGUGCCUUACUUUAUAUGCUUCCUUGGCACUUUUCUGAUGAUUUUCUUGAUUUGAUAGUUUUCAUUCACUUUCAGCUAGGACAAAAAGUUAUGUAUAUUUUUUCCACAAAAAAAUCAUUUUCUAUACUGCUGAUAUGACUUGAGGUUACUGUAACUGUCAAACUAUUUAAAGUUUUGUUACCCAGUAACUGAAAGAGAUUCAUUGAUAAAGUACUCUAAAUUCUA
Messenger RNA from Perognathus longimembris pacificus (Pacific pocket mouse), 6627 nucleotides. It is a transcript of the gene Pik3c2a, whose product is annotated as phosphatidylinositol-4-phosphate 3-kinase catalytic subunit type 2 alpha. NCBI's taxonomy places the organism in Eukaryota, Metazoa, Chordata, Mammalia, Rodentia, Heteromyidae. Gene Ontology annotation, cellular component: cytoplasm; plasma membrane; phosphatidylinositol 3-kinase complex. Gene Ontology annotation, biological process: cell migration; phosphatidylinositol 3-kinase/protein kinase B signal transduction; phosphatidylinositol-3-phosphate biosynthetic process. The record is from RefSeq and is a predicted model, not a curated record. The transcript has 33 exons. Bases 776 to 5842 code for a protein of 1688 amino acids. Gene Ontology annotation, molecular function: 1-phosphatidylinositol-3-kinase activity; phosphatidylinositol binding; 1-phosphatidylinositol-4-phosphate 3-kinase activity.